Erinaceus europaeus (western European hedgehog) is the source of this 5425-nucleotide messenger RNA. Its product is annotated as keratinocyte proline-rich protein-like. NCBI's taxonomy places the organism in Eukaryota, Metazoa, Chordata, Mammalia, Eulipotyphla, Erinaceidae. Bases 437 to 1453 code for a protein of 338 amino acids. The record is from RefSeq and is a predicted model, not a curated record. The transcript has 3 exons.
UCGGAAGUGAGUUGCGGGUCCCGUCAGAAGUGGGAUGCGGGUCCCGUCAGAAGUGGGGUGCGGUCCCGUCAGAAGUGAGGUGCGGACUCCCUCAGAAGUGGGGUGCGGGUCCCGUCAGAAGUGGGGUGCGGGCUCCCUCAGAAGUGGGGUGCGGGUCCCAAGUUGAGGUGCAGGCUCGUGGGGGCGGUCAGGUCCGAGCUGAGGCGCCGGCCGGGUGGGGGCGCUCGGGGCCGAGGCGCAGGCCGGGCGGUGCAGCUCCGAGGCGCGCAGCGGGUCCCAGCCGCCGUGGCCGCGAGCCUGGCGCCGUCCGUCCUCCCGCCCGCCCGCGGGGCCGCCCCUCGGCGCCCGUCCGCGCCCCCGGCCCCGCCGCUCUCACAAAGUUGUCGGCGCGCGCGCGCGGCGGGGCCGGGCGGUCCGGGGCUGGGGGCUGCGGGGCAUGGCGCGGCUGCUGGCUGCUGGCUGCUGGCUGCUCGCUCCCUCCGCGCUGCUCCGCCCGCCCGCUCUGCCCGCGCCCGGCGCUCACAGGCUCUCAUUGUGCUCGGCCCGGGCGCGGGGCGGGCGGGGCGGCCGGCCGGGUGGGAGCGCGCCCUCUGCUGGACGCGCGGCGCAGUGCAGCCCCGACCGGCCGCGGGGAGAAGACCCCGACUGUGCAACCCCCCCCCCCCGCACCCUGACCCGCACCCAGCCCGGGAGACUGCUCAGCACCCGCACCCAGACCCAAAGGCUUCCCCUCACCUGCACCCAGCCCUGGAGGCUGCUCCGCACCCACAUCCGGACCCGGAAACUGCUCCGCACCCACACCCAGACCCAGAGGCUGCUCCGCUCACAGCUCCGGAGGAGAGGAUACCUCAACCCCGCACUCAGACCCGGAGGCUGCCCCGCACACAGCUCCGGAGGAGAGAUACCUCAACCCCGCACUCAGACCCGGAGGCUGCCCCGCACACAGCUCCGGAGGAGAGGAUACCCCAACCCCGCACUCAGACCCGGAGGCUGCCCCGCACACAGCUCCGGAGGAGAGGAUACCCCAACCCCGCACUCAGACCCGGAGGCUGCCCCGCACACAGCUCCGGAGGAGAGAUACCUCAACCCCGCACUCAGACCCGGAGGCUGCCCCGCACACAGCUCCGGAGGAGAGGAUACCCCAACCCCGCACUCAGACCCGGAGGCUGCCCCGCACACAGCUCCGGAGGAGAGGAUACCCCAACCCCGCACUCAGACCCGGAGGCUGCCCCGCACACAGCUCCGGAGGAGAGAUACCUCAACCCCGCACUCAGACCCGGAGGCUGCCCCGCACACAGCUCCGGAGGAGAGGAUACCCCAACCCCGCACUCAGACCGGGAGGCUGCCCUGCACCCUACACUCUGCAUCCAGCUGUGGAAGCUGCCCGGCGCCCAGCCCUGGAGGAGAGCAUGGCACUUUGAUUUUGCAAGGUGCCCUUAGUCGAAUUCACUGAGCACCCCAUCCCCAGGAGCAGGGGACCACGGACACUCAGCGGGGGCAGGUGAGUGAUUUUUUUGGGCGAGGGGUCAGUGGGUUCAGGUAGAGGCCAAAGGUGCCAGGGAGUAGUCUCCAGAGUGGCAGGUGCAUGCCCUUGCUUGCUUGCUUGCUUGGCCUUCUCUCUGUGUGCAAGGCUGUCUGGUCCCAAGGCAGCAAGGAUGCAGGAGAGUUUGUGAUCAUGAGGCUGCCAACACUAGUUAGGGAGAGGUUUUUUAAUUUGAAAAUAGAAGGGGUUUGGGUCAGGAGCAGAGCUACAUGCUUGUCAAAUCUGAGGCUAUGGGUUCCAUCCUUGGCACCCCUACCCCCCAACUCCCACACAGGUAAUACAUAAAAUUCAAGGUUACCAACCAAAUGCAAAUUCUCUAGCUACCUAGUUUAUAUGUUUAAUGAGGAAAAUUGAGUUUCAAGAAGUUUCAUAACACACACCAAAGUUCUCCUCUUUCCCAGACGGUUGUCACUUAUUUGGGGGUGAUCACACCUUUGAGAUCAAACUGGAAGGCAAGUCUGCUUGUCAUGGUCGUUUAUGGAGAAGACUCCACAGGCCAGCACACCAUUUGCAUAACAGUCAGGACCCAGAGGAUGCUGGGUCAUUUGGGGUGUGAGGUCUCAAACAAAGGGGCUUCCCAAAUUGAAACUAGGUCUGGCAUCUCAGUACCAAGGUCUUGACUCAGAGCUAUGGAGAGAAAAGAAUGGGGGCGGGGGUGCACUCAGUUAAGUGCACAUAUCACCAUGCUCAAGGAUCUGGGUUCAAGCCCUGGAUCCUCACCUGCAGGGGGGAUGCUUCAUGAGUGGUGGAGCAGGCCUGCAGUUGUCUAUCUUUCUCUUGUCCUCUCUAUUUCCCAUUCCCUCUCAAUUUUGCUGUCCUCUCAAGUAAACAUAAAGUAGAAAGAAAAAAGGGGGGGAGGCCUCUAGGAGCAGUGGAUUUAUAGUGCCAGCACGGAGGGAUAAUCCUGGAGGAAAAGGAAAGAGAGAGAGAGAGAGAGAGAGAGAGAGACCGAGACCAAUCCAACAUUUUUUAAAACUGGGUUUCUUUACUGUUCAGUUUCCAAUGGGCUAGCAAUCUGUAGCCCUUUUGCUGGAGUGUAAGCUGGUGACACUCUAUGGACAAGUAAGCGCUGUUAGAAUAUAACUUCUUAACCUUUAAUAAUUCAGUCUGUCCCUUCCAAGGCUAUGCUCUAUGCACUCCUGAAGGAAGGCAGAAUUUUGUUUUUUCUGGGUAUAAGCAUUUUGAAAACAGAACUCAUUGGCUACCAUUAAAGAGAGAAGGCAUUUACAUUCUUUCUAUGCGAUUUUUCCCAAGUUGUGUCUGCUAGAUAAUACCUUCUACGGGUUCUUUAUACGAAAUCAGAAGAAGGCACAUGACUGAGAUUGAAACCUCAGUGUGGACUCAAUACAGAGCCCUGUGUGGGUUUGAAGUGAUAAUACAGAGUCCUUGGUCAAAUAAGCUAUUCCUACAUGAUGGGAAUGUUGAUUUCUGUGCUAGCCAGGGACACGCCAUAGCAACAAGGAGGUAAUUCCUUCUCCAAACAGGAAUAAAUAGGGCCACUCUAAUCACUGAUGUAGCAUUCACUCUCUGCAGCCUCAUCACUUCAUGGUCACCUCCUCACCAUCCAUAUCCUCACCUCUAAUCACAUCACUUUUUAUUGUCCUUGUUUUAGGCUUGGUAUCUCCUCCAGUCAUAAACAAUCAUGAUCUAUAGGUAUUAGUAACCCUGCUUAUUAAUGAGUCAACCGAGGCCCAUUAGAAUCAACUUGUCUCUGUUUAUGUAGCCAGAAGUCUUAGAGUAGGGCUCACACUCAAGAGUGCUUUCAGACCACUGCUUUCCUGACAUGGGGCUGGCUCUCUAAAUACCAAGUGUGAAGGAAGUGACAAGGGAGCUGAACUAUCACGAACAGUAGCUCCUGGGAUGCAAGGAGCACUUAGUCACCAUGCUGGCAUCUGAACUCGGUGCAGGGCCACCCAGGAAUGAACACAGCCUAGUGAGAAAACCUGGCUGGCUACAGGCACAUCUGACUGCUUAGGUUUUGCUUUGUUUUUCCUUCUUUAUAAUUGUUUCCUCCCACAAGCCUCACACUCCUGUAGAACCUCAUGCAUUCUUUCCAGCAUGGUAGGUCUCCCUUGCUCUCUGAAAGGUGUGCUGUUAUUUAUGAAAGCCCACAGAAGCUGGAGUGGUGAGUAGUGAAGCAGCAAUCACUUUGGUAUAUGGGAAGUCUGUGCAUAUUCCUAGAUUCCCCCAAAGAAGCUACCAAAUCAUAAGGGCUAACACAUCAGUCCUAAUACCACACAUAGAGGGGAGAGGGGACGUUGGGGUGCUAGGGGACAUACCCACACCUAUAUGAAGCACUUCAUGAGGACUUGGGGGACACUCUUACUCUCUGUGUACUGCUACCUCUGGAAGGGCAGUCACAAGCCCAUGGAGAUAUUUGUCACUUUUCACAUUUUGUUAUAAAUGCAGAAAUCCUCUCCAGUUUUCUUUGUUAGCAAAAAUGAAAACAGCAUGUGGAAGGUUUUUCAUGACAGAGCAUAACUUUCAAAGAGCAGGGAAGCAUCUGCGUUCCUCUGUCACUUGUCUAAGCCUGUUUUCCUCACUCUGCUCCCAUAGAGAGACAGAUGCCUAGACCUAACAAGUUCAUAGACUCAGGAGAUUACAACGGCCUUGAUGGUCAUUCAGUAAUACACUGUCACACUAGCUGGGAGGUGAAUUGCUUUGUCAGCAUCUGUUUCCUUGUAGACUACUUGCUCUGGAUUUUAUAACAGUCUAUGCUUUUCUCUUUUUCUUUUUUGCCUCCAGGGUUAUUGCUGGAGCUCAGUGCUUGCACUAUGAAUCCAUUGCUCCUGGAGGCUAUUUUUUCUCCUUUUGUCGCCCUUGUUGUUUAUCAUUGUUAUUGUUAUUGCUGCCAUUGUUGGAUAGGACAGAAAUGGGGGGGAAGACAGAGAGGGGGAGAGAAAGAUAGACACACCUGUAGACCUGCUUCACCACUUGUCAAGUGACCCCUUCUGCAGGUGGGGAGCCAGGGCCUCUAACCGGGAUCCUUAUGCUGGUCCUUGAGCUUUGUGCCAUGUGCGCUUAACCUGCUGCGGCCCCCAGUCUAUGCUUUCCCAUUGGUGUCAUCAUCUACCUAAACCCUCUAGCACUAUCCAAACAAACACUCACUGAAGAUGUUCAGUUGCAGUGACCUCAAACAUCAGUAAAGCAGCCUGUUAGUACUGGCUGUCUACAGGCAGAAUGCUGUCCUUAUAGGGAUAAGCUUCAAACCAGCAAGAUGCCCAGCCUGGGAACCAGGAGGCUGCCCCUCAUAAGCCUCCAGAAGCCUCACUGCCUCAGCUUUUAUGGAUCAUAAAUGCAUGCUACUGAAAGUGGUAUGCAGAGGAAUGGAGAGCACUUCACGUCUGGAGCUCUCACUCCUGUUCUCAGCUUGGCUGCAGAGUCCCAAUCCAGGAGGGCUGCUCUAGUGGCCCCGAGUUCCUCCACAGGCCUCUCUCUGAUACUGUCAAUCCUUCUUCAACUGCCAACAGUGCCUUCAUUUAGGUAAGGCAUAUCACCAUAGUUAGAGAGGCAAGACCACGAAGAGACUCAUUCUUUCACAUGCUGGAAAUCAGCACGCGUUCCACAUAUGGAACACCAAUGUCCACAGUCUCAUCGGCUCGGGAGCUUUUCCUACACAUUGUCACUGCUACAAUAAUCACAGGAGUCCUUUCAGGAAGCUGAUUCCAGGGCAGAGUCACCUCCAUGGAAGGACUUGGUAACAUGGAGUUCUAUUGAGGGCAGAUACACGGAUGUCCAUGCCAUGAACCACAUGACAGAGGAACCAGGUGCAACCCACACUGCCAACAAGCAGCACAUACCUACAGCUGCCAGAGAGAUUCUGCAAGAGCACCUUUAAGAAUGAAAGACACAGGACAGAUGGGGCCCAUUGGUCACUCACAC